AUGCCUUACAGCACCUGCAAGCUCAUCGUCAGCUGCUCAAGGACUGGUUGGCCGGCGGCGCGUCAGACCGCCAUGAUGGCGAACAUCAGCCCCACGCACCAGCAGCCGAGCGGAGACCCAGGAAACGCUCCGUUGGACGGACCGCGCCAAGGAGACGCGGACCAAGGCCCUCAAAUGCUUGGACUAGCUGAGCAAUGCGACAACGUCCCCCCGACUGGCGAGGAGCGCAGUCACAGCGUCUCGUUCAUGGACCAAGAGAACGUGAGCCUGUGCGCACAACGAUUUAAGAGCGGCCCGUUUGACUUAGGGGGAUAG
This is a messenger RNA of Klebsormidium nitens, 315 nucleotides long. Lineage: Eukaryota; Viridiplantae; Streptophyta; Klebsormidiophyceae; Klebsormidiales; Klebsormidiaceae. The record is from the annotation of a GenBank genome assembly.